CGGCUGCGGACACCCUAAUAUUCCCCCAACUCUCUCUCUCUCUCUCUCUCCAUUUUUAUUUUUAGAAAAAGCAAAAGAGUUUUAGCUGUACAAAGCCGUCGUUUCCAAAUCCUCCACCAAACGAUCUCUCUAUCACUCUCCACAUUCCUCACCAUCAACACCACUCUACAACCUCGAUCAGAUAGGGUUUUGAUUGGAGGUUGGAGUGAGGAAUGGCGAAUCGGAUGAAGGAAGAUGAGAAAAACGAGAGAAUUAUACGGAAUCUUCUCAAACUUCCUGAUAACCGCCGGUGUAUUAACUGUAACAGCUUGGGACCGCAGUAUGUAUGCACGAAUUUCUGGACAUUCAUCUGCACAAACUGUAGUGGAAUACAUCGGGAGUUCACUCACAGAGUAAAGUCAGUCUCCAUGGCUAAAUUUACUUCGCAAGAAGUUAGUGCCCUUCAAGGAGGAGGAAAUACGCGUGCGAAGGAAAUUUAUUUCAAGGAAUGGGAUCCACAGCGUCACUCUGUCCCUGACAGCAGUAAUGUUGACAGACUACGGGAUUUCAUCAAGCAUGUUUAUGUGGAUAGAAGAUAUACUGGUGAGAGGAGCUUUGACAAACCUCCAAGGGUGAAGACGGGUGAAGCUGAAGACUCCUAUGAAAACAGGCGAGAUACCUAUCAGGGUGGGUCUCGAAGCCCACCAUAUGAGGACACAUAUGAACGUCAGUAUAGUGACAGACCUAGUCCUGGUGGAAGAAGUGAUGAUAGAAAUUACAGAAAUAGUUAUGAUGAAAGAAGAAGUCCAGGAUAUGAUCAAGAAAGUCGCCAGUUCGGUGAUUUUAGGAGAAGUCCUUCUCGUACUGAGAUAGUCAAUGAUUGGCGACGGGAGGAUAGGUUUGGAAAUGGAAGGAGAUCCGACGAUGGUAAUUCUAAGGUUGAAGGAAGGUCACCUGACCGCCAAAAGGAUCUGGAUGUGUCCAGUCCCCCUACUGUCCGGCCUGUCAGAGAUAUUUUGGGGGAGAAUGUAUCUCCCCUUAGAAUUAUUGAACCUCCAAAAGCUGAUGUUUCUGUACGCACUCAGAGAACUGUAUCUCCCAGUAGCUUGGCAUCCUCUAAUGGCAACCCAGCAGAACUUAAAAGGGAGAGUUUCGGAACUUUAAUUGAUUUUGAUGCCCCUGAACCACCUACAACUGCAGCAGUGCCACAACCACAACAAACAGUUACAAGUCAAUUGGUUCUGCAGCCAACAACUUCAUCCAAUGCUGACAACUGGGCAUGUUUUGACUCCCCCACAGAGGUGAAAGUAACUCAAGCUCCUUCCAAUGCAAAUUCACUGCAGUCUGUACUUUCAGAAUUGUCAGUUCCAGCAUCUGUACCGGGUCAAACAGCUGGAGUCCCUGGUACUGGCAGUAUCACUGCACCUGUGGGCAACAUGUCUGCAUUUCCAUCUAGUAAUUCAUUUGGUGCACCUGUAGGGCAAAUGUCCAUCUUACCUUUUGGCAGUAAUGCUCCAGCGGCCACACCCGUAAACAACUUGACGAUGUUUCACCCUUUUAGCUCUCCAAUGACCGCUCCCGUAGGGCAGGUGUCCAUAUCACCCUUCGGAGUUAAUGCUCCAACAGCUGCAACAUCAAACAACUUGACAACAUUUCCCACUGGUGGUGCUCCGGCUGCAGCUCCGGGAUCGACAUGGCCUACCAUGCUUCCUCAGCAACAGUCUUUAUUUCCUAAUACUGGGAUUCAGGUUCAGCCUACUGCUCAGCCAUUCACUCCACCAGUUACUGGAUCUUCAAGCACUCAGCCAUGGCAUUCAUCUAUUGCCCCAAAUACACAAGGACCUUCUAGUAUACCAGGUGGACAAACAUCCCAGUUAGUCUCAAAACCUGCCCAAGAGGUUACUUCUGGAGUUUCCCUAGAAGUUAAGCCUAGUGGAAGAAGAGAGUUACCACAGGAUUUAUUUGCUGCAACUUAUCCCUCUUCUGUACCACUUCCAGGCUGGCAAACUGGUCAUCCCCAUGGAUAUGGGUUCAAUAUGCAAUAUCAUGCUGCAAUGCCCAUGCAACCUGUUCUAAACUUGUCAAAAUCAGUUAAUCCAUUUGAUCUCAACAAUGAAAUAUCUUCAGUUCAGGCACCGACGUUUCCUUCCAUGGCAUCUUUGCAAGGUGCUCUGCCUAAUGUGGCAGCUCCUGCUGGCUUAUUGCGCACUUCCGGACUCGGUACUCCUUCGCCAACAUGGAUGCCAUCACAGUCAUCUUAUCCCUCAGCGAUGCAUCCCCAUCCCUCAGCAAUGCAUCACCAGGCACCACCAUCUUUUGCAUCGGCAAUGCCUCCAAGUGCAUACAUGGGGCAACAGAUACCAAAUAACUUGCUGCCUAGGCAGCAAGCAGUAGUGGGUUUUGGCAGUGAUGGAGCUGCAUUUGGAUCCACAAAUCCAAAUCCACAGCAUCAACACCUGGGUGGAAUGUAUUCAGCAUCCGCUACCCCAAAUACUUUUUCUAGUGUUGGAGGAAACCCAUUUGGAUAAAUAGAAAGAUGACCAUAUGCCUUUCUGUCCCCAUUUUCCUUCAAGCUAUUAGGUGGAAAUUUUGGGUUCCCGUCUUGUAGAUUAAGUUAAUGAUCCAGCCAACUAGGUUUGUUCCCUGCAUUCCCAAACUAAGAUUCAAUUCUCCUUGUUGGCCGUGUAGAAAAGGUAGCUUGGGAGAGAGAUAGAUACAGUGAGAGCAGUAAUAUGAUUACAGGGGCACGAGCACCUCAUAAUACCGUGGUGUUUCUGCGCAGCCGUGAUAUUUGUUUAGUUUUUCCAAUUGUGUGAUCUGAUCUGUGUUGUGCCUGCUUCCCCGAGUUGUAUCAAUGAUAGCUUUUGUCAACUUUGUAUGAUUUUAAAAUUUUCUUGGUUUUGUGGUGAGUUGGUCAUGUCAGUAAGUCUAUAAGCCGACUGUUUGUAAAGAGUAUUUUGGGUUGGUAAAUACUAUUGAUAUUGGUGUUGAUAUUUA
This is a messenger RNA of Camellia sinensis, 2976 nucleotides long. RefSeq lists its product as uncharacterized. Lineage: Eukaryota; Viridiplantae; Streptophyta; Magnoliopsida; Ericales; Theaceae. Gene Ontology annotation, molecular function: GTPase activator activity. The record is from RefSeq and is a predicted model, not a curated record.